This is a messenger RNA of Stereum hirsutum FP-91666 SS1, 1668 nucleotides long. RefSeq names its product Pkinase-domain-containing protein. Lineage: Eukaryota; Fungi; Basidiomycota; Agaricomycetes; Russulales; Stereaceae. The record is from RefSeq and is a predicted model, not a curated record. The coding region runs from base 1 to 1668 and encodes 555 amino acids. The transcript is spliced from 9 exons. Gene Ontology annotation, biological process: protein phosphorylation. Gene Ontology annotation, molecular function: ATP binding; protein serine/threonine kinase activity. Gene Ontology annotation, cellular component: nucleus; cytoplasm; plasma membrane.
AUGGCCGCUCCACAACCCCAGUCGCGGACAAGGACAAAGUCAGAGAAGGCCGGGCAAACAAUAAAGGUCCAACGAGAUCCUCCUGCAAGUGCAUCAACUUCAGGCUUUCCUCGUCCGGCUCCGGCGACGACGUCGCGUUCGGGAGGCCCAUUAUCGCCUCGCUCGGUGGGCGCAUCGGCUACUCGCUUCAUCCGUCGUGUCGCAUCAGCACCCAAUGCCAAGGGCCUAUUCAACCUGAAGCAGGGAUCGGCCUCCACCACGAAGAAUGGUUUCCUCGCUCCAUCGAAUGCAAUGACUCCCGUUCCAGGAGGUGGCUUACCGACGACUGUGGCAUCAGAGGCCGGAAACAACUCCAUCGAGACCGUAUCGUCUACAUCUUCGCGUGGUGGACAAGCACCGCGCUACCUAAGCACCUCCGCAUUAUCAAAGGUAUCGGAGGGUGCUUCUUCCCUGCAAGGACCGGGGAAGGUCGCGUUUCGUCGAACGUAUUCCAGUAAUUCUAUCAAAGUCAAGUCCGUGGAAGUGGGUCCCUCUAGCUUCCAAAAAAUCAAGCUUCUCGGUCGUGGCGAUGUGGGCAAGGUGUUCCUCGUGCGUGAGAAGAAAACCUCGAAGCUGUUUGCAAUGAAGGUGUUAUCGAAGAAAGAAAUGAUCCAGCGGAAGAAAAUCAAACGCGCGUUGACGGAGCAGGACAUCCUUGCCACCGCGAACCAUCCGUUCAUCGUUACACUACAUCACUCGUUCCAGUCGGAAGAAUACCUCUAUUUCUGCAUGGAGUACUGCAUGGGCGGCGAAUUCUUCCGUGCGCUGCAGUCGCGACCAGGAAAGUGUCUCCCGGAGGACGCAGCGCGGUUCUACGCCGCUGAGGUCGUCGCAGCACUAGAGUACUUGCAUCUGAUGGGUUUCAUCUACCGAGACUUGAAGCCAGAGAACAUCUUGCUGCAUCAUUCGGGCCACAUCAUGCUUUCUGAUUUCGACCUUGCGAAACAGUCGGGCGUGUCUGGGGGAAGACCGGCCACGAUUCAUCAGUCAGAGCCAAACGGAAUACCUAUGAUUGACACCAAGUCCUGUACGGCCGACUUUCGGACAAACUCGUUCGUGGGCACAGAAGAAUAUAUCGCACCUGAGGUGAUCCAGAACUCUGGUCACACUUCGGCCGUUGAUUGGUGGACACUUGGAAUUCUCAUUUACGAGAUGAUCUACGCCACCACACCGUUCAAGGGACGUGAGCGCAAUGAUACCUUUAACAACAUCCUCAGUCUGCCUGUGCACUUCAAAGAUACGCCGAAGGUAUCACAGCCUGGAAAAGACAUCAUUGUGCGGCUGUUAGAUAAAGAGGAGAACACUCGGCUAGGCAGCAAGAGCGGUGCGAGCGAGGUUAAGCAGGCCAAGUGGUUCGCCAAAAUCAACUGGGGACUGCUGAGGAACACACAACCUCCGAUCGUGCCGUCCUCGUCCAAUGGCGUCGAUGCAGUCAACUUUCGCAGGAUGGAGGAGUCGAACUCGCUUCAUCUCGAGAGCCAGUCUUCGCAGAUCAAGGCUGUUGCGGGCGCUGGUGUACCGCAGACACCGGGUACGCCGGGCAUGGACGAUGGCAUGGAGGCUGCGGCGGACGCGGAUUUGUUCGGCGCGUUCUCGAGUAUCACGCUGCACCAUGACGGGGACAGUUAG